AUGCAAUACACGGCUCCUCUUGCGCAAACACUACCCUUCUUCCCUUCGGUCCUCAAGACUCUCUCGCAUCCCACUUCGUCGACAAGACCCCUCGUCUACUCAUAUCUGCUACAUCAUGCCGAGGCCGACCCGGAUACCGCUCUUCUGUCCAUUAACACAAUCCAAAAGUCGCUGUCGGAUACCAGCCCUCGAGUACGUGCCAUGGCACUGAAGACGAUGGCUGGUGUUCGUAUUCCGCUCAUCAGCCAAAUUGUCUCGCUUGCUAUCAAGAAAGGUACUGCCGAUAUGAGUCCAAUAGUUCGCAAGGCUGCUGCAUUCGCGUGCGUCAAGUGUGUCAAACUGGAUCCUGCCACUCUUCCUCAGGUCACCGAAUACCUCUCGACCUUGCUCGGCGACAAACAAUACUUUGUUGCUGGUGCUGCAGUUGCCGCUUUCAGUCAAGUCUGUCCGGAGCGUCUGGACCUGAUCCACCCACACUACAGAAGCCUUGUCAAGAAGUUGGUCGACAUGGAUGAAUGGGGACAGGUCUCGACUCUGCAGCUGAUGACUAUCUACGCGCGAAAAUGCUUUCCAAAGAGAACUCGACGUGUCCGUAAAGCAAACACUCAGACCGACAGGCAAAAAGGCUUCUACGAUGACGACGAUGCUGAAGAACAGGAGGUCGAAUACGAGGAUGUCCAAACACUGGACCCCGAUCUCGACUUGCUUCUUACUUCCGCACUACCGCUCCUGCAAUCUCGCACCUCGGCCGUUGUUGUCGCUGUCACAAAAGCCUAUCUAUAUCUCGCUCCUGAACAGUAUCUGCAUUAUGCCAUCGGACCUCUUACAGCACUUCUUCGUGGCCCUCCUGACAUCAACCAGAUCGGUCUUCAUAACAUUGUGCAAAUCUGUCUUCUCUACCCACAGCACUUCGUUCCACACUUCCGCCAUUUUCUGCUCAGGUCUGGCGAAGGGGAGCAAACAUGGCGCCUCAAGCUCGAAAUUCUGACCCUCGUCUUCCCUCAUUGUACCGCUGAUGUACAAGGCCUCAUCCUCACCGAACUCGAACAUUUCUCACAAGGUCACGACCCUGCUCUAGUUCGCGAGUCGGUACGAGCGAUCGGUCGUUGUGCUCAAAACUCGGAUGCUACUACAAGCUCGCGCUGCUUACGUCUGUUACUUCGUCAGAUCCACAGUCCAGAUCAGCAUCUCGUAGCUGAGGCUUUGGAAGUUAUCCGACACAUGAUCCAGCGCGAGCCGCUCGCACACACCAAGACAGUUAUCCGUCUGGCGAAGAACCUAGACACGCUGACCAGUCCUGCUGCACGCGCCAGUAUUAUCUGGUUAGUUGGCGAAUUUGCUGGUUAUUCACCCGAUCAGAGCAUCGCACCUGACGUCCUACGCAUCCUUAUUCGUGGUUACCCUGAAGAACACGAUCUCGUUAGACAACAGAUUGUGUUACUGGCAGCGAAGGUAUACUUGCAUUGGCUGAAUGCUGAGAAUGCGACNAAAAAGAAGAACAAUUCUCCUGCUUUAGAGCGUCAAUCCAGCUCCACUGUUCUCGCGCCUGAUGAGGAAGAAGACGGUGCAGGAUUUAGAGAUGAUGGGUUCGCUGACGAGGAAUCGUCGAAUCUCGUGUCACAGGAGGACAAAUCUCAUCCGAUAUCAUUGCUGUACAAUCACACUCUGCUACUGGCUCGCUAUACGCCGUCAUACGACCUUCGCGAUCGGGCCCGCAUGUUCCGCGCGUUGCUAGCAGUGCCUUCGAGCACCGAGCUUGCAUCGCUCCUUCUGCUCGCGCCCAAACCUGUACCGCAGGCACCAAGUCCCAGUGAAAGUCGCAAGGGCUACGUGCUCGGUAGCGCAAGCCUAGUCAUUGGCGAGGAGAGUGGCGUGAGCGGUCUCAGUGGCUACACGCCUCUUCCAGAGUGGGUUCAGGACGGAGACGAACCUGAUGCAAAGCUCAGGAACGUUGAGGUGGAAACAAAGACCGAAUACAGGCCCAGUGGAUCAACAGUGCCGGCAGGUAGGAUGCUCGACGAUGCGCUCAAGGGAUCUGCUCCUGUUGUCUACAAAUCAAAGUCUGGCGCGCCUGCUAAGGAAAAGACUCUGGACGACUGGCUUGACGAAGAGGAUGAAGAAUCAUCCGAAGAAGAGACCGACGAGUCUGAAGAAGAUGAAGAAGAAGAAGAGGAGGAGACUGAUGAGGAUGAGGAAGAGACGGAUGAUGAAGAUGAAGAGGAAGACUCUUCGGCAGAGGAAGAAAGCGAAAGUGAUGAUGGCGAUGAGCACAGGCGACUUGUUGAUUAG
Molecule: messenger RNA, 2289 nt
Organism: Aureobasidium musti
Lineage: Eukaryota; Fungi; Ascomycota; Dothideomycetes; Dothideales; Saccotheciaceae
Source: the annotation of a GenBank genome assembly